AUGGCUCCCUUGAAUGUCCUAACAGCUACCGCAACCGACUUGCAGACCCUGUACCAAGACGGCAACUUAACGACUGUCGAGGCAGCUGAGCUUUACAUGCAGCACAUAUUGAACCACAAUCACCGCUUCAAUGCCCUCGUCGAAGUCACUCCACAAGAGCAUGUUCUAGCCUUGGCCACCCAGUUGGACCAGGAACGGGCCGAGGGCGUAGUUCGGGGACCGCUUCACGGCGUUCCCAUUGUCGUCAAGGACAACAUCGCAACCCAUCCAGAUCUCGGUCUGCGCACGACCGGCGGAUCGUAUGCCUUCCUGGACCUGAAGCCGAAAGAAACAGCCCCGUUCUUGCGCCGAUUGGUGGCAGCCGGAUGCAUCAUCCUUGGCAAGGCCAAUCUUUCUUCCGCCUGCGUUCCCUUGUCGCUCUCAACUUGGUUGACUGAUCUUUGCAGGGGUUCUGGAAUGCCUUGCGGCUGGUCGCCUCGUGGCGGCCAGACUCAAUCGCCCUAUGUCCACGGUGGAUGGGAUCCCACCGAAAAGUUUGGAGGUCACAGUGGUCCUGGCGGAUCAUCGUCCGGGAGUGCUACAUCGGUGGCACUGGGUUUUGCCCUAGUCUCAAUUGGCACCAAAACUUGGGGGUCACUCAUCAUACCUGCCAGCCGAGCGAAUGUUUUUACCCUCAAAGGGACCCGCGGUAUCGUUCAAAUGCAGGGCGUGAUGUCGGUGAACGACAUCCUUGACAUUGUUGGGCCGCUGGCUCGAGGGGCACUGGAUAUAGCCAACAUUUUCGACGUCAUGCUGGAUCCUGGCUAUCCAUUCCGGCCAGCAGAUGGUUAUGCCACAAAGGCUACUGGGUCUUGGGAAGGGUUACGACUCGGUGCAGUGCGGACAGCUGACUGGCGAAUCGACGAAAUUCUUGCCGACCCUGAUGAGGAUUGGUUUGCCCAGCAGGAGCACGACAUUGUCGCUGCCUACGACAAGUUGAAAGACCUUGGCGUAAGUAUCAAGCAUCCAAUCCCAUUUGCCAAACGAGGUCCGUUGGCCAAUGUCUUGGGGGACGUCAUCAAUCAUAAUUUCGUGAGGUGCUUUGACGAGUUUCUGUCCGACAUGGAGUCCAGCUCCGUCAGAAGCGUGAAGCAACUUGUGGAAUGGAACCGUGACCAUGCAGAACUUGAGAUCCCCUCCGGUAAGUUGUUUCACCCAAUAGCUGAUACAUUGCUCGGGGCCCUUGAAACAGAUGCUUGGUCAACUGAGGCCACCGAGGUACGGCUUAAGGAAGGAGAACACCAUGCCGCUGCUGAGGGCAUUGAUCGGUACUUGAAAGAGAGUGACGUCGACAUUAUUCUCGGCCCGGCUGAUUGCUGGUUGACUGAUUUUGCAUGCGUCGCUGGUUAUCCUUCAGCGAUGCUGCCACUUUCCUUCUGGAAGAAGAACGGCCGGGCCUUUGGAAUCAUUGCCAUCACGAGCAAGAACAGAGAGGACCUGCUUAUCCAGUUGACGAGUGCUCGGGAGACUGUCUUCCCUCUCAAACUUCCCCUCAAGCUAUGA
Messenger RNA from Ilyonectria robusta, 1542 nucleotides. Its product is annotated as amidase signature domain-containing protein. The transcript has 8 exons. The record is from RefSeq and is a predicted model, not a curated record. Lineage: Eukaryota; Fungi; Ascomycota; Sordariomycetes; Hypocreales; Nectriaceae. Bases 1 to 1542 code for a protein of 513 amino acids.